This is a messenger RNA of Zerene cesonia (dogface butterfly), 1221 nucleotides long. RefSeq lists its product as uncharacterized. Gene Ontology annotation, molecular function: odorant binding; olfactory receptor activity. The record is from RefSeq and is a predicted model, not a curated record. Gene Ontology annotation, biological process: sensory perception of smell; detection of chemical stimulus involved in sensory perception of smell. Bases 1 to 1221 code for a protein of 406 amino acids. NCBI's taxonomy places the organism in Eukaryota, Metazoa, Arthropoda, Insecta, Lepidoptera, Pieridae. The transcript has 7 exons. Gene Ontology annotation, cellular component: plasma membrane.
AUGGAAGACAUCACGGUUGAAACAAAUCGAAUAGCUGCUUUUUUUUCUUCAGUCAACAAAUUUGCGUACAUUUGUGGCUUACCGAAUUUUUUAAACAAUAAUAACAAUUUACCGCCGCUCAUUGUCCGCUACAACACAAUAUACAUUAGCCUAAUAAAUAUAUUGUUAUUUUCCUUCGUCGCUAUAGAAAACUUGUCGUUUAUCACACAAAAAAAUUUUACGACCAAGCAGAAAAACGAUUUGAUGACAUUCGCUGUUUCACACUUCAUGCUCAGUUUCUAUUACGUUAGUUUAUACCUGAAUAGAAAUACUGUGAAGAAAUUGGCCUUCACUUUGACGAUAUCUUUAAAAAAGCUGUAUAAUGAUGUGAAUAUUGAGAAGGACGCUAUAAAAAAAUCCAAAGUAUACAUGGUGAUAUUCCUUUCUUUGUGCUCGGGAGCUAUUUUCUCUUAUGGGUUGGAAGCUCUAAUUUUGGUUGUACUUGAAGAUGGAAAAUUCAUCACCGUAAUCACAGCCUUUCCAGACGUUGAAGACAACAGCGUUGUUGGAAACAUUUGGAGGGUCGUAUUUUAUUUAUUCUGGUGGUUCUUUAUAGUGCGAAUUAUAGCCUUGUUCCUCGUCGUCAUAGUAUCGAUUAUUUAUUUGAGAUAUCAGUAUAAAAAUUUACAGAGCUACUUCUACAGUCUCGCCACGAUAUUUGACGAAGACAUCAGCCAGUCUGAGAAGGAAAAUAAGUAUGAAAAAGCUUUGAAAACUGGCAUACAGUUACAUGCAGAUACUUUAAGAUGCACAAAAGAUUGUCAGCAAGCGUUCUAUGUGGUAUUAAGCGUCCAGCUACUGAUAAAUAUGAUGACAGUCGUACUGAUCAUGAUGAGAUUUAUGGUAAACAUAAAAAAAUCCCUGACAUCAGAGCAUACACCCAUGAACUUACUAGCUACGGGCGUUAUGGGCACAGCUAUUCUAAUAGGAACUGGUUUAUUCAUGUGGAACUUGGGAGAUGUCACUGUUGAGGCCAGCAAGGUUCCCACAGCUAUCUACAGCUCUGGUUGGGAAAACUGCACACGAGGGUCGUCGGCUCGCGUGAGACACCUCAUCUCAUUCUCUAUCACACAAGGACAGAAACAUGUGGCCCUGCGUGCUAUAGGAGUAAUAGAGCUUUCUUACUCAUCAUAUGUAACGCUCGUAAAAUCGUCUUAUAGCGUUUUCUCUUUGAUUUAUUAA